AAGUAGGAUAUAAUCAAAAAUGUGUUCUGAUGUUUUCUUGAAUGUCGUUGCAUAGCUUAAUUAUUCGCAGCAAACAUGUAGAAAAGAAAACAAAGAUUUUAGACCUAAAGAAAAAAUGUAAUCAUGGCUAAUCCAGAUCAGGCCAGAUAUGCAAGAUGUCGCCUUGUACUUGGUGAUGUACUUACUCAAAUAAUGAGAGAGUACAUGGAACAGUCUGGGACACAACCAGCUUCAAUAGAGCGUUCCAUUUUAGGAAACAAAACUUUCAGAGACCGUCUUAAUCAAAAAGAGAUGAGUGUUAUACAGACCCUUCCAACAGCAGGAUUCAAAAAUUUUGACAUUAGCCUUAUGUAUAAAAUAGCAAGAAAUAAGAGUUUUUCAUUGCUGAUUUCUGACAAACCAACCCGAGGAUGGGGAGCUAAUCCCCAGCAAAAUGAGUCUACAGUUGGAGAUAACAUGGAACGUAUUAGGUUAUGUAGAGAUGAUAUCUCACAUACGGCUGAUCCAUCUUUACCAGAGGUUUAUUUCAAUGAUCUAUUCUCAAAAUUUAUAGACAUAGCUCGAAGAGCAGAACAACAUCUUCAAACUAAAAAGUUUGAACAUAAAAUUCUGCAAUACCAAAAUUGUAUUCUGGACAAAGAAAUGGAGGAUAAGUUCACAAAGAUGGAAGAAGAAUACACACAACAGAUAAAAGAUUUAAAAAAAUUAUUAGAAACCCAAGUCAAGACUGAUUUGCCUUUAAAAGUUUACAUGGACCAGUCAACUCAAACAGUUAUUGAAGACAUGAAAGCUAAAGGUCUAACAGAAGGAUCAAUGAAGUCUACAAUAACAUUCACUGGUAUAGAGGAUGCCCAAGAAAAAGCUGAUCUCCUAAAUUCUCGAAGAAAUGAUAUAAGCACUGAGUCAAUUAAAUUCAAGUAUGCUGAAGAAGGCAGUUUAGUUUUAUUUGUGGAAAUUGCCAUUGGUUUGCUUCAGAAUGAUAGUUUACUGCACAGAGAAAUGGAAAGUUUCAUUCAGCAUGUAUUUGAAGUUGCUGAUUUACAAUGCUUUUCAACAGAACAGUGCAUUGCUUUCUUCUCUAUCCUUGAAGAAAAUUGGGAGUCUGCAUCAGAUGAAGACAGUUCAAGUCAAGAUGAACCAUUAAAAGAUCUUGUUUUAAAUGUUGAAAUUAAGAAAGAUGCUCUUUUAUCUGAGGAAUCCUUAUCACAAAGUGUUCAACAUUUCCUAGGGAAGGUUGUAUCAGGGAUGAAUGGUCAACCAAUAACACAACAACAAGAAAUAACAGCUGUUAUAGGAAUACAAGAAACAGAAACAUACGGAAAUUUUAAUAGAAAUGCUGACAGAGAAAUGAAUCAGCAUUCACAUGAUGCUAAUGAUUUAAAAUUGAAUGAGACCAGUGAAAAUGACAGACUUAGAUCCCAAGAAAACAAAGAUGAGAAUAUCACAGUUAUUCAACAAGGUCAAGAAUGGAUAAGGAACGGACCAAAUUUUAGAUGUAACUACACUGUAGAUGAAUUAAACAACAUGGGAAUAUUGGAAUUGAGUGAAAUAUUAGUUGACAAUAAAAUAGUUUUUGAUAAUCUGGAAACUAAGUCAGAGAUGAAAGACUUGAUUUUAUUUUAUAUGAGAAAAGGAAACCAAUCAAUUGAAAAAGUUAUGGAGGCUACCUCUACGGACAAGGUUUUUUCAACAGCCGCAUCACAACAAGGAGCUGAGGCUGUAGAAAAAAUUCUAGAAACAGAUGUGAAAAGAAAGCAAAGUCUGUAUGGCCUAUAUGGUGACAUUGAGAAGUUUAUGUCAGAUGAUAGGUUUGAAUAUACACUCAAAGAAGAAAUGACAACAGAAUUUGGUGAUGUUUUAUCAGAAAUAACCAGUUAUAAAGAUGAACUGAUUGAAGAACAAUGUCCUAUUGUAGUUGCAGGUGAGACUGCAGCAGGUAAAAGUAGUUUGAUAAAUCUCCUCCUGGGUAGUGAUAUUUUACCCCAGUCAUUACUGACAUGUACAUAUACUGUGUGCCGAAUUUGGAACAAAGAAGAGAGAGCUGUGUAUGUGACAGAUUUGUAUGAUGAUAGAACAAAAGUAGAUUUACCAUCAGAUCCUGCCUUAAUGAAGGAAACCUUACAUAAUUAUGUUAAUGUAGAGGGAAACAAGUAUAAAUAUGUUGAUGUACAUCUACCAUUUCCUAUACUAAAGAGCCAUGCUAUUAUAGUAGAUACUCCAGGAAUAGGAUCAAGUGAAGAGCUAAACAAGAGAUUACUUGACUAUUUACCAAAAGCUAUAGCCUUUAUUUAUGUGAUAAACAGUAGUAACGCUGGAGGUGUUCAGAGUGACAGGCUUUUGCAAAUAUUUGAAAUGCAGAAGAGAGAGGGAAAGAUGUACAACUUUGAUCCUACUACUGCCAUUUUUGUGUGUAAUAAAUGGGACCAAGUUCCAGACAGUGAAGAUAAACUUGUUUGGGAUCAUAUUUUGAAAAAGCUUCAAAUUAAUUGGCCAAACUUUAAAGAAACUCAGAUGUUCAGAUUGAGUGUAAAAAUGGAAACUAGAAGAGCCUCUAUACAAGGACUAGAAUACACAAGUAAUUUCCAGAAGCUUCUGACUGCUAUUAAUGAAAUGAUUCCAGCCAGUCUAGAGGCGAAAGCAGCAAGACAUGCAAGGUGGCAGAAUCAGUUUUUAGAGAAGGCAUUGAAAAGAAUUGUGGGAAGGAUAAAGCUAUCGAGAAAAACAGAAGAUGAAAAGAAAAAAUUGAAAAUCAACAUCGAAGAAAGAAUACAACAAUUAAGACAUAACAUAAAAGAGGUAAAACACAGAGUUCUUGAAGAGGCUGAAUUUCAUUGCCAGCAGAUUUCCACUGAGUUAUAUGCACACCUGACAUCAAAGAAAACCUCAGCUAGAAUUUUUCUUUGGUCUAUACCAGAUUUACCAACAGAUUCAGAUUUUCAAAUAAUAGAAUACAAAGCAAAGAAAAUGAUAUUAGAUAGAAUAAACUCUGAGACUAGAGAAUGGUGUACAAAAGAGAAUGUCAACAAUAUAACACAAGAAUUGUGUCAUUUAUUUAAAGCAGAGUGUAAACUUAUUGAUGAACAAUGUGAGGAGAUUAACAGGAUACUUCUUGAUAUCAAUACACCACUGGAAGAAGGAGUUUCAGACAAAGAUGAGGGUAUUGAAAGAAUGAAUGAUGGCACAUUGUUCACAACUCAAAAUAAAAUCAUCUUGGCUAUUACAGCUCCUCUUUGGUUUCCACUGGCACUUGCUGUAGGCUUAAUUGCCAUUCCUAUAAUGACCAUAAAAAAUACAAUUGAACAGACAAAGAAAAUAAAUGAUUAUAAGUCCAAUAAAUUAAAAUACAUGAUGGACUGGUCUACAAAUGUUUUGAGAACUUUUAACAAACAGGCUAUAUUCAGGCUAAUGGAAGAGACAUACCUUAAAGAUUUUAAUAUCAAAGUAAGCUUUGUCUGUGAGAAUGUUUUUCCAUUACAAAUAAAAGCAGAUGAGCAGUUUGUAAGCCAUAUAAAGAAUGAUAUAAGAAGUUCCCUUGAAAUCAGGAAACAAUACCAGCCACUAGAGUUAUCCUGCAAGAGCAUCAUGGGUAAACUUCUUUUGGUUACAAUGGAUUAUUUCUCAGGGUAUAAACUAUCAAAGAAAAGUAUCAGAGACAGUACAGAGGAAAUCGGUGACGGCCAGUUUUCACAUAUGCAUGCAGCUGAAGUUUUAAUUAAGGGUCAGUGGGUUAGAGCUGCUGUGAAAACAUCAAGGAAACCUUUAGAGAAGGCAGAGUCUUAUAUUCAACUCACUGAAGUUCAGAACUUGAGAAAACUUCAUCACCCAAAUAUAGUGAUGUUAUAUGGUGUCACAUAUAAAUUUGGAACUCAGAGUAAAAAGUUUCUACAGAUUUACAUGGAAUACUGUGAUGAUAGUUUAGAAGAAAUAGUUCAAAUGAAAAGAGAUCCUCCACCCUGUCAUAAGUUCAAGGACAUUUCAUUAUGCAAAGAAUCAUGGGAGUUCUAUAUAAAGAUGGCAUGUGGUAUUUGUAGAGGACUAGUCCAUAUCCACAGCAUGGGAUUUGUUCAUAGAAAUCUCCAACUGGCUACUGUUUUGGUGAAAAAUGGUGAAGCCAAGAUAGCAGGUUUAGGAAUUGCAAGAGAAGAUGACAAUAUUCUGGAUACAUUCACACAAGGUUUACCUUCAACAAUGGCACCUGAGGUUCUUAAAGGAGAAUUUUAUGGACCUGAGGCAGACAUUUAUAGUGUAGGAAUAAUUUUAUGGGAAAUUUGGUAUGGGAGACCAGGAUACACACAUCUUGUAAGUGAAGAUUCUGGAGACUGGCAGUUUAUAACAAAACACUUAAUUGAGCUAAGUAAUAUCAUCAUGCAAGGAGCCAGACCACAUUUUGAAGAUAGUUAUAGUCCACCUAACAAAUUGCAAUCUCUGAUGAAAAAAUGUUGGAAUGAUAAUAUCAAAUGUCGACCAGUAGCUUUAGAAAUAUAUAAUAUACUGGUAGAGAUGACAAAGGAAUUUAGAUAAUAAAGACAGUUGCAUGUACAAAUUAAUGCUCUGAAUCAAUUCUGUUAAAUGACAUCUUGUACAGAAUAGAAACUCAUCCACACAUCUGGUGUGUUCAAUAAGGAAGGCAGAAGGGUUAAAGGUCAACUUUUACUACUUUCCUGCUGAAAGAGCCUGUUUUACUGAUCUGUGAUUUUUCAUAAAAUAAGCAUAAAAUUAGUAGACACUAUGACCAAAGCUUUAUUUUACAAACCCAAGAACCAAAUUACAACAAAUAUUAAGAUAAAAAAAAUAAUCACAAAGAGCUAGUUAUGGAGGGUGUUUAACCCUUGAAGCCUUCUGUUUUGCUUGUAGAAUGACUCUCACAUCACAGAUGCUUGGAAGCAGUUCUAUUCUAUUAUGUCAGCUGAUAAACUAUCUUAGUCUACAAGCUAGCUAAAAUAGAAACAACCUAAAAGAUCCUUUGUGAGCACGCUCGCAUACCACAUGGCCCUGUAUUGUUACUAGGCAAACAAAAUCCCAAAGACUCAUAACUCCUACAAAAGUCAACUGAUAAAAAUUUCUUGUGGAUAUGCACAUCAAAAUAUAAUGUCCUUGUUAUCUUUAAAGUUUCAUGAAAUUCUGUUGUGUGGUUUCAGAGGAGUUCCGAUGACAAACUGUUGCAGUAGUAUAUUUAGGUCAAAUUCUAAUUUCAAAGGGGCAUAACUCCUAGAAAUAAAUUGAAUCAUAAUUUCCUGUCGAUAUGCAUAUCUACAUAGUACAUGUAGUAUGUCCUUAUUAUCUACAAAGUUUCAUGAAAUUCUGUUGUUUGGUUUCAGAGGAAUCUCGAUGACACUGUUGCAGAAGUAUAUUUGGGCCAAAAUUCUAAUUUCAAAGGGGCAUAUCUCCUAGAAAAAAAAAAAUUAUAAUUUCCUGUUGAUAUGCACAUCAACAUAGUAUGUCCUUAUAUUCUACAAAGUUUCAUAAAAUUCUAUUGUGUGGUUUCAGAGGAGUUAGGAUAACAAGAACAGGACUGAUGGACUGGCUGACUGACAGCCUGACAGACAGGCCGACAGGCCAAAAACGUACCCUAAGGAACUUUGUUUUGUGGGGUAUAAUAAAGACAAACAUUAACAACUUUAAUAAGUUUAAACAUCAAAGUUUUCGAAACUACCAGCAUCAAGCAUAAUAUCAACCAUAGCUGCUCUACUUCAAUUACAAAUCUGAUAAUGAUAUAGGCUAUAUUUACAAUACGGUCAGUUUGAUUUGACAAAAUUUUUAGUUAUUGGACAGUGACCAUUUAUAUAAUUUUUGUCACACAAUGCCACUUUGUGAAUGCAAGUCCUCUGAGUUAGAGUCUGCUGUUUCUAAUAGGAAUGUCUACAAGUACUCGUGUAUUCAUGUAUCUCUCAGUGGUACUGAGUAUUGAAUAAGAAAAUGAUACUCGACUAAUAGUUUUAAUGCAAGAAUGUAUAUUUUAGACGUCAGUAAUGUUAAUUCCUGUUUAUUUUUUGUAAGCCCCUCAGAGAAUUAGAUAGAAACAACUGAUUGAUCAUAGUUAAAAUAUGUUUCGUAUGUUUGUGUUAAAUUGUCGUUUAAAAUGCCUCUGAAAUCUACUGUUUGGAAAUACUUAAUAUGGCCACAAGGACCAAAUGAGCUUUCCUCAUCACUUGGUGUCCGAUGUCUGUUUUACUAAAAUCUUCUCCUCUGAAACUACUGGGCCAAAUUUAACCAAACUUACCAUUUUUUGGCGUUUUUGGCUUAUAUCUUAAAAACUGUAAUAGAUAAAUAAAAACUUAAAUCGGCAAACAUGAUCAGCAAGACAGUCAACAUUAUUCCAAAUAGUCAGACAACUCCUUAUUGGAAUUAUUGCUCCUUAGUGACGAUUUGUACCAAUUUUUAGUGUUUUUGCCUAUUAUCUUGAAACUAUAAUAGAUUCAUAGAAACUUUGAAUAGCAAAAAUGAUCAGCAAGGUAUAUAUACAAAUAAUUCAACAUGGCAGAAAUCAUCAGUCUACUCCUUAUUGGAGUUCUUGCUCUUAAAUGACAAUUUUUACCAUUUUUUGUUUUGUUUUUUUGCCUGUUAUCUGUGUAACAUGUCAAAAAUUACAUUAUUUAUUUUUGAGUUAUCUCUCUUUGUGUAGAGUUCAGUAAAUGAAGUGAAAUUGGAAAUUAAAUAAAGUUGAAAGAAAAGAAAAGAUAAUUUUUAUAAUAUUAUUAUUAUAUUAUUUGUGUACCCUUGAUUGAUAUUAUGAUUAUGUUUACUUAAUUUUUUAUAUUUCUAAUUGAAACAAUAUUGAUUAUCCAUGAACAAAUGUUGAUUACUUUGAAGACUUUCUCUUAUUUCAUACUUUAAGAAUUGUAAUAUUCAGAAAAGGGAGAUAAUGAUGUUCUUGUAGCUCUUUAUAUAUCUAUGUAUGACUAAAUGUUUCUGAUGCAUUUAAUUGAUAUUUGGAUAAGCAAUCUUUAUUCCAAGUUAAAGUUCAUUGAGUUUAUGAUCUGCAUUUCAAUAGACUUAUUAUGUUUUGUGUUUUUCUAUUUUUCCACAAAUAUUGAACUACUCAUCGUUGCCAAUUAAUGUGAUUAUUUUUAUAUAUAUAUAUAUAUAUAUAUAUAUAUAUAUAUAUGAAUAUACAAUAAAUUCAUAAAACUUA
This is a messenger RNA of Mytilus californianus (California mussel), 7132 nucleotides long. RefSeq lists its product as uncharacterized. The transcript has 17 exons. The record is from RefSeq and is a predicted model, not a curated record. Gene Ontology annotation, biological process: protein phosphorylation. Lineage: Eukaryota; Metazoa; Mollusca; Bivalvia; Mytilida; Mytilidae. The coding region runs from base 124 to 4521 and encodes 1465 amino acids. Gene Ontology annotation, molecular function: ATP binding; protein kinase activity.